CAGCGGCCGCCGCCACAGUUGAGUUUGGUUGUUGGCCGCGGAGGGUUGGUCGGGAGGACGGAGGUUCACCUGGCGCGUAGAACUAGCUGUUCGUCCGGCGCCUCUCGCUCGCCGCCGUCUCUCGCGGCCCGUGUUCGUGCGCGCCGGCUGGGGCUCGCGGCGUCGGGGUGUCUGCGAGGCUCGACCGACCCGCUGAGUGUGUGCGAGUGCUCGGGGGAAGAGGGGAGGAGUGAAGCGAGAAAGGCAGAGAGAAAAAAGCAAGAGAAAAGUGAGGCGCGAGAGAGAAAUCCUGAGAGGAGUGGCGCGCGUGGAGCCAAGCCAGGCUGGCGGGCCCGUAACAUGGGUUACCUCGCAUUACCUUAUUCAGGCGCGAGGAAGGUCCUAGCACACUAACUGAGCCUCGGGACGCGUCGCGGGGCGCGCGGGCUCCUGCGGCAUCCUGCGGCAGGCGACGAGGCAGACCGAGAGCGAGGACUUGGCGGCCGCUCCGGCGAGGGCCACAUCGCGGGCCGAGGGCGAGUGUUUCCAUGCGCGGCGCCGACUGCCUCGCUUGAUGUUCCCGCACUGGAACGGAAGGAGCGGCGGAGGAGGAGGAGUGACCAGUGGGGGGGAGAGCGGGAGUGGGAGUGGCGUGGCGAGCAGCAGCAGCAGCAAGGCGGCGACGGCGAUGGCGCGGGGCCGCGACGCCGACGAGAAGCGCACGGGGUGGAGCCGCGACCCCUACGGCGGCUGGGUGAAGGAGAACGCCGGCGGCGGCUCCACCAGCAACCUCGCCAACGCCAACAUCUCCAACAACCUGCGGAACCGACGCCGCACGAGCGCCACCACGGGCAGCAUCCCCAAUCUGCACAGCAACGGCAACGGCCACAUCUCCAUGCCUGCGGGCGGCUCGCAGCGCGGCUCCUCGGCCAGCCCGCGGGCGCCUCACAGCAAGGGCUUCUGGGUGCAGGAGCCCGACGACUUCCACUCGCGCUGGGUCACCACGGGCACGCCCACCCCCGACCCCGACUCGGCCUCCAGCGGGAUGCCCCUCACCUGGCCGCCCGCGGGAGGGGGCGGCGCCCACCACCAGGGGCGUGAGGGCGGCCGAGCGGCGUGCCUGUCGCAGCCGUCCUCGCCCCACAAGACCCCAGCAACGCCGCCUCCGAUGGGGUGCUCCGCCACGCUGCCCAAGGUAUAUAAGAGCCACGCCACCUGGGUACGUAACACGGAGGAGGCCCCCCCCGCCCCCGCCCCUGCCCCUGCCCCGGCCCAGGAGGCGCCCCCCUCCCCCCCAGGCACCGUCAGCGGCCCGGGGGCUUGCCAGGGGCGCCCCGCGACGCCCAAUCGCCAGGUAGUUGCCUCUUUGUCUCUCUGUUCCUGCGCUGUGUUGGCGGAGUCGGUGCUGAGUCGGUGA
This is a messenger RNA of Penaeus indicus, 1396 nucleotides long. RefSeq lists its product as uncharacterized. NCBI's taxonomy places the organism in Eukaryota, Metazoa, Arthropoda, Malacostraca, Decapoda, Penaeidae. The record is from RefSeq and is a predicted model, not a curated record. Bases 554 to 1396 code for a protein of 280 amino acids. The transcript has 2 exons.